AUGCUUGGACUGCUUUAUGAACUACGGGAAGUAGCAAUAUUUCUAGAUUUGCAGCAAAAGGCAGAUUUUCAUGACAAGUUCCAGUCUGAAGGCUUUCAGUCAUCCCUAGCUUACCUGGUGGACAUCUUCGAAGCAUUGAAUGCUCUCGACCUUAAACUACAAGGGAAACAUAACAUUCACACACACCACGACACCAUUCGAACCUUCAUGGCCAAACUCGACCUCUGGAAAUGUCGAAUUCAGCUGGGAAAUAGAGCCAGUUUUAGUUACUUGGAUUCUGCUCUCAUUCACGGAAACCUUGAUUCUGAGUUUAAAAGACAAAUAAUCACUCAUCUAACUGAUUUAAAAACAGAAUUCAUCAGAUACUUCCCAGCUAUAGAUGAAAAGCGUGAAGCUUGGAAAUUCAUCCGGAACUAA
Messenger RNA from Octopus sinensis (East Asian common octopus), 417 nucleotides. Its product is annotated as protein FAM200B-like. Lineage: Eukaryota; Metazoa; Mollusca; Cephalopoda; Octopoda; Octopodidae. The transcript has a single exon. The record is from RefSeq and is a predicted model, not a curated record. The coding region runs from base 1 to 417 and encodes 138 amino acids.